UACGUGUUCCUGAUGGUGCCGUUCGUCAGCCCGGCCCCAGCAGACCUCGAAGCGCUCCCAAUAAAUAGCCGGCCUAAGUGUAAAGCCCUGGGCGAGCUCCACAAAGGUGCGCCCCCGCACCCCAGCCCUCUCCCCAGAAACUCCACGGCGACACUGUUGUCCCAUUGCUUGUUCGGACAGCCCGCUGUCUGCAAGGAGAAACGGGGCGUCGGGGCUGGGAGCAGCUCAGGGGUAGGGUGUUCAUCCCUGGCACCAAAGCGGAAACAAACCGAAGGGUCCCCCACCGCCGCUGAGAUGGAGGCGAACCCUGCAGGGGGUGGCGGGAGCAGCGGCCUGGGGGGUGAGGACGGUGUGCAUUUCCAGAGCUACCCCUUCGACUUCCUGGAGUUCCUCAACCACCAGCGCUUCGAGCCCAUGGAGCUGUACGGGGAGCACGCCAAGGCCGUGGCCGCGCUGCCCUGCGCCCCGGGGCCCCCGCCGCAGCCGCCGCCGCAGCCGCCGCCGCCGCAGUUCGACUAUCCGCCACCUGCCAGUUUCAAGCCCAAGGCCGAGGCCCCGUCCUCAGCCUCCUCCUCUUCGUCCUCCUCCUCCUCGUCGUCCUCCUCUUCCUCGUCCUCCACCUCCUCCGCCCAAGCCAAGAAGCCCGACCCGCCGCUGCCCCCAGCCUUCGGGGCACCCCCGCCCCCGCUUUUCGAUGCCGCCUUCCCCGCCCCACAGUGGGGCAUCGUGGACCUCUCCGGCCACCAGCAUCUGUUUGGGAACCUGAAGCGCAGCGGGCCUGCGACGGGGCCGGGUGUGGCACCAGGUCUGGGUGCACCCGCGGGGACCCCCGGGCCACUCCCCGUGCCCUCGCAGACCCCGCCCGGCCCUGCCGCCACAGGGGCUGCCUGCGACCCGGCCAAGGACGACAAGGGCUACUUCCGGCGGCUCAAGUACCUGAUGGAGCGGCGCUUCCCGUGCGGCGUGUGCCAGAAGUCCUUCAAGCAGUCCUCGCACCUGGUGCAGCACAUGCUUGUGCACUCGGGCGAGCGGCCGUACGAGUGCGGGGUGUGCGGCCGCACCUACAACCACGUGUCCAGCCUCAUCCGCCACCGCCGCUGCCACAAGGACACGCCGGCCCCCGGGGCCCCGCCGCUGCCCCCUGGAGCCCCACUCGCGCCCCCGCUGGGCCUCGCCCCCGGGACCACGGCGGGCGUGUCGGGGGGAGAGGACGCGGGCGGCGCGUCUGCGGGGGCCGGCGCGGGCACGGGUGCGGGCCCAGAACGCUUCAGCUGCGCCACCUGUGGCCAGAGCUUCAAGCACUUCCUGGGGCUGGUGACGCACAAGUACGUGCACCUGGUGCGGCGGACCCUGGGCUGUGGGCUGUGCGGCCAGAGCUUUGCGGGCGCCUAUGACCUGCUCCUGCAUCGCCGCAGCCACCGGCAGAAGCGCGGCUUUCGCUGCCCGGUGUGCGGGAAGCGCUUCUGGGAGGCGGCCUUGCUCAUGCGCCACCAGCGCUGCCACACGGAACAGCGGCCCUACCGGUGCGGCGUGUGCGGCCGGGGCUUCCUGCGCUCCUGGUACCUGCGGCAGCACCGCGUGGUGCACACCGGCGAGCGCGCCUUCAAGUGCGGUGUGUGCGCGAAGCGCUUUGCGCAGUCGUCCAGCCUGGCCGAGCACCGGCGGCUGCACGCGGUGGCGCGGCCCCAGCGCUGUGGUGCGUGUGGCAAGACCUUCCGCUACCGCUCCAACCUGCUGGAGCACCAGCGGCUGCACCUGGGAGAGCGCGCCUACCGCUGCGAGCACUGCGGGAAGGGCUUCUUCUACCUGAGCUCCGUGCUGCGCCACCAGCGUGCGCACGAGCCGCCGCGGCCAGAGCUGCGCUGCCCCGCCUGCCUCAAGGCCUUCAAAGACCCCGGCUACUUCCGCAAGCACCUGGCAGCCCACCAGGGCGGCCGGCCCUUCCGCUGCUCCUCCUGCGGAGAGGGCUUCGCCAACACCUACGGCCUGAAGAAGCACCGCCUGGUGCACAAGGCCGAGGGCCUCGGAGCGGCAGGGGCGGGGGCUGCGGCUGGGGCCCUGACGGGGAAGGAUGCCUCCUGAGGCUGCCGAUCUCGUGUCCUCUCUGGACUCCCCUCCCCGGGGCUGCUGGUCAGACUGUCCUGUCUCUCCCAUCCUUCAGAAGUUCAGACUGCCUGGUCUCCCUUAGGGCCUAGGCCCUACACACUCCAGACUGAAUCACCCCUCCUGGACCUCGCGGCCCUCGCCUGUUCCGCCACACACUGAACUUGGCUCUCUGUCCAACCCUCCUGUGACCGUCUGUAGCCACUCCGAGUGGCCGUCCGCCCUGGGCAGCAAGCUCUUCGAUGGAGAUGCAGCUGAAUUGCACACCCCUUUUCUUUGGAGUCUGGCUGGGCAGUGGGAUGUGCAGAGCUGGGAUCAUGGAAGGGGGUGCUUUUGGAUUGUGGGGUGGGGGGUUGGGGUGGCAGACGCCGCUUGUACAGAGCAGAGAACAAUAAAUCUUCACAACAGGGCCCUGA
This is a messenger RNA of Chinchilla lanigera (long-tailed chinchilla), 2519 nucleotides long. It is a transcript of the gene Znf865, whose product is annotated as zinc finger protein 865. Gene Ontology annotation, cellular component: nucleus. The transcript is spliced from 3 exons. Gene Ontology annotation, molecular function: RNA polymerase II transcription regulatory region sequence-specific DNA binding; DNA-binding transcription factor activity, RNA polymerase II-specific. The record is from RefSeq and is a predicted model, not a curated record. Lineage: Eukaryota; Metazoa; Chordata; Mammalia; Rodentia; Chinchillidae. Gene Ontology annotation, biological process: regulation of transcription by RNA polymerase II. The coding region runs from base 13 to 2082 and encodes 689 amino acids.